Molecule: messenger RNA, 1069 nt
Organism: Dimorphilus gyrociliatus
Lineage: Eukaryota; Metazoa; Annelida; Polychaeta; Dinophilidae
Source: the annotation of a GenBank genome assembly
GAUGUUAAACGCUCCGCUCCGUAAGAAAUCUUCUUCACUGGUCAUUUUACCCGGCAGUUUGAAACCGAUUCCCUUCACCGUGCCGACCCAGAGGAGAACUGAAGAUAUUUCUAGUGAACCACCAUCGCCGAUCAGGGCGAAGAGGUACUCCUUAGAUUCAGCUGCAACUGAGUUUCAAGGAGCCUGUUUGGGAGCCAUCGACCCGGCUUUAUAUCGCGAAGUAGACGCUGACGACGAUUACGAAGUGACGCCAGAUCACGUAGGCCGGAUUUGGUUUGCCGUACAAUACGAAAGAGAAAGCGAAAAGCUGUUGGUAACAAUAAUGAAAGCGAGGAAUUUAUUGAUUCAAGGAAACGGUGUAUGUGAUCCAUUCGUAAGGAUCCAUUUGACGCCGGACGAAAGACGCCACGUAAAUUCGAAAUGCAAGAAGAAGACGAAUAACCCCAAUUUCGAGGAGACUUUUGCUUUUCACGCAUCUUUCCGGUCGUUCGACGAACGGGCUAUUUGCCUGACAGUAUACGAUUACGACAGACGCAAGAAGCACUCAAUAAUCGGCAGAGCUUUGUAUCCGCUAAAAAAUGUUGUCGAUUGCGAAUCGAACGAUCGUCUAGUCGCCUGGAGGGAUUUGCAGAAGGACGAUAGCGGUCUACCGCAACCGCAAGGAGAGUUACGAAUUUCAUUGGCGUUUAAUGACUGCCUUGGUCUUUUAACCGUUUCCGUUUUCGAAGGUAGAAAGUUUAGAUUAGAAAAGAAAAAUAUGCAAAAUUAUUACAUCAAAAUCACGUAUUUACUUUCGAAUAAAAUAGUUAAGAGGAAACAAUCGGAUGUGGCUAAAGGCGAUUGCCCAGUAUUUAACGAAUCUUUUACUUUUAAGUUAGCUAAUGAAAGUGUUCAAGACGCAAGCGUUUCCAUUACAGUAAUGCAACGUUUCACCGGUCAAAGAAAGAGGCAAUUGGGUAGAGUGGCUCUCGGUUCUCAUAUGUUCGCGAGAGGUCGGGAAUUAGAACAUUGGAAUGAAAUGGUUGCCAAGAAGAAGGAGCGAGUAGAAAAAUGGCAUAAAGUGUAUUAA